Venturia canescens is the source of this 2155-nucleotide messenger RNA. Its product is annotated as fidgetin-like protein 1. The transcript is spliced from 2 exons. Gene Ontology annotation, molecular function: ATP binding; ATP hydrolysis activity; microtubule severing ATPase activity. The record is from RefSeq and is a predicted model, not a curated record. NCBI's taxonomy places the organism in Eukaryota, Metazoa, Arthropoda, Insecta, Hymenoptera, Ichneumonidae. Bases 148 to 2061 code for a protein of 637 amino acids.
CUUAUUGCCGCGUUUGCCGGCAACGCAACAGGUGUUUCCGGUUUACGUUUAUUGCCUGAGCAGUUGCCCGCAACUUGAGAUUUUGUUUACAAGUGAACAUAACAAUGCUGAAUCAAAGCGAAUCUUGUCUCGCCUAAAAUUAUUAGAAUGGCAGCGAAAAAUGAUGAUUCUUCGUUGAAGGACGACUUUUUGGCAGCUUAUCAUUCAAUUCUAUUCUCCAGAACGAGCGAAAAUGAUACGGAUGUCGAGCGACGACGUCUUGCUGUCAAAUAUUUGACUGCCCGAAAUGUUCAAUCUGAAGAAACCGCAGCCAUCCUACUGAGAGAGGGACUUGCACAGUACGAAAACUUGGUCGAAAAGACUGAAUUACUAAAGGGAAUAAAACCGAAGGAAAAUCCAGAUAGAAAAAAAUGGAGAUCAAGUUUGAAAGACCCUUUUCAAGUUCUUUCGUUACUCAAGCCAUUGCCAUGUCAAAAAAAUAUCACAGACAAGGUUUGCAGGAGAGAAAUUAUGGACAGAGACGUGGAAAACUUGGUGAGAGAAGCAGACAAUUUUCCAAUGAAUAGAAAAGUGUCAAAUGCACAGCCGGAUCGAGUUGUGUCAAGAGGAUAUUCAAAACCGGAACAAGGUCUCAUACCUCGUGCUCAUUAUAGCAACUCAGUAGAUCCACAGUUAAGUAGAAACUCAAGGAACGAAUGGGUAAAGGUGGAAGAUGAUGGUCCCAGAAAUCGAAGACUUAACGCUUUUAGAAUGCAAAAUGAAAAUUCGUCCAUUCGGAAAGUCCAGAACAGGAAUUUGUGGGAGAGACAGGAGCAAAUAUCAAGGAGGAAUGAAGAUACAUCAGAGAAUUCGAGGUCAGAGAAUGAAACAUGGACUAGGAGGUACAAUAGAAACCAUACAGAAAGAAUGGACGAUGAAGAGAGCGACAGAACAGUUGACGAAAAACCGAAAUUCGGACCGUUUAGAACAGCAAAAACAGAAUUGCAUAUCCAACAAAAGCAGCAAAAGGCUGUAAAGAAAAGCCUUGGUGGAAAGUCCUCAGUAAAUUCGAAAUUCGUGUGUCCAUUGAAGCGUGAAAAGGAUCAGGAAACUGAAAAAGUCGAGAAUCUGCCAAAAGAAAAUGGAGAGCCGGAAGAUGAAAGGUUGAAAGGUAUAGACGAGAAAUUGAUUGAAAUGAUAAGAAAUGAAAUAAUGGAUAACGGCGCAUUGGUGUCUUGGGACGACGUGGCUGGAUUGGAACAUGCAAAGAAGAUAAUAAAAGAAAUAGUAGUAUUGCCCAUGUUGAGACCGGACAUAUUCACAGGGCUGAGGCGUCCACCGAAAGGGAUGUUACUUUUUGGACCACCAGGCACAGGCAAGACCCUGAUCGGCAAAUGUAUAGCUUCGCAGAGCAAAUCGACGUUUUUCUCUAUAUCAGCGAGUUCGUUGACUUCCAAAUGGAUUGGAGAGGGUGAAAAAAUGGUACGAGCAUUGUUCGCUGUUGCUAGAGUUCAUCAACCAUCGGUGAUAUUCAUGGAUGAGAUUGAUUCGCUGUUGACUCAAAGAUCAGAGACCGAGCACGAAAGUUCAAGGCGUAUAAAGACAGAAUUUUUAGUACAAUUAGAUGGUGCUGCGACUGGCGAAGAGGAUCGUAUAUUAGUGAUUGGCGCGACGAAUAGACCGCAAGAAUUGGACGAAGCUGCAAGAAGACGAUUCGUCAAAAGACUUUACGUUCCGCUCCCGGAAUUGGAGGCUCGCAGACAAAUCGUCGUAAAUCUUCUGGCCGCUAUACCACACAAUCUUACUUCCCAUGACAUCGAUCGAGUAGCGGAAUUAACGGAGCAUUACUCCGGGGCUGAUAUGACGAAUCUAUGCAAAGAAGCGAGCAUGGGGCCAAUCAGAAGUAUCCCAUUCGAGAUGCUAGAAAAUAUAAGAAAAGAAGACGUCAGACGUGUCACGGCCGAAGAUUUCAACAGUGCGCUCAUUCACGUUCGACCCAGCGUUUCUCAAUCUGACCUCGGACUCUACGUCAAUUGGGAUCGGACUUACGGCAGUGGUACUGCUACAACUGGCAAAAUCUAACUUCAUAGGAGAACAAAAUUUCAAGACAGUUUUUUUACUUAUUUCGAAGCUUUAUUAUGAAUCAUGAAAAUAAACUUAUCUUUAUUUUAUUGUA